AUGCCCACCUACCAGGUCUUGCGAUGCUACGAGGACUCGUGCCGGAUGUUUCAGGUUCACCAGGUCAAGAAGGUCAACAAAUGGCAAUGCAGGGUCUGCGGAGAAAAGCAGAGCACCAUCAAGGUAUUCUUGACGUCGCCACAAGCAUCGGAGUGCCGAACGUUUGUCCAGAAUAUGAACAUGGCCAGAGGCAGGGCCGAAGAGGAUCUGCUGAACCAGAGACAGUCUCGUGAAGAAGACCAAGCGGCUGUACCGCAGCGACAGGAAUGUCGUCUGCCGACAAGAUCGAAAUGGGAAGACUAUGUCGACGAGGAGCCUGAUGAUGAGACGGGCGAACACGAUGACCAGGGAGGCUCUUCGCUUCCCCAGCAGCCGUGGCAGGGCGCGACAUCCAAAUGGAGCACCUUUGCUGACGAUGAUGACGAAUAG
Molecule: messenger RNA, 429 nt
Organism: Polychytrium aggregatum
Lineage: Eukaryota; Fungi; Chytridiomycota; Chytridiomycetes; Polychytriales
Exons: 5
Coding region: 1-429 (142 amino acids)
Biological process (GO): mitotic G2 DNA damage checkpoint signaling
Cellular component (GO): nucleus
Molecular function (GO): chromatin binding
Source: RefSeq, a predicted model, not a curated record